CAAAAAUGGAUAUAUCACUAUCAUCAGAACCUCUGGAUGUUGCUUUCCACCCAUCCACAUCAGCAAACCUGUUGGCGACAGGAUUAAUCUCCGGAAAAGUUCAACUGUAUGAUUUCAAACGGGCAGAUGACUCGGAAAGCGACGAGGGAUCUCCAUCUAGCACUUUAAAGGGGAAAGACAAAGCUUAUGAUAGGUCAUGGUCCGUCAGACCUAGCAAUAAAAGUUGCAGAGGUGUAGCCUUUAGUACGGAGGGGGAUAGUUUGUACACUUUGGCCAAAGAUGGAUCGAUAUUUCGAUUAGACACAGAAACCGGAUCGGUAGUAUCGAAAUGGGACAAAGCACAUUCUUCAGCUCCCUCCCGUCUUUUGCCAAUCGAACAAAACCUGUUUGCAAGUGGUGACGACGAUGGUGUGAUUUCGCUUUGGGAUCCACGUAGACCGACGGACUCCAAUUCAGCUGUGCGUACUUAUACACAUCAUUUUGAUUGGAUCACAUCGAUGCUAUGGUGUACACAUCUUGCCCCGCCAAAAACACCGAAAUUGACCAAAGAGGAGCAAGAGAAGAAACGUUUGCGGGAGGAGAAGAAGAGGAAGCCACAGACACAGCGGGAGCGACUCGUUGUGACAAGCGGAGAUGGGACUCUAUCGGUGAUUGACGUAAGGGCGGGAAAAAGCGGUGUAGAAGUGAGCGAAGAUCAAGAGGAUGAAUUGCUAUCGAUCGCCUCUGUGAAGCAGAAUUCAAAGUUGGUUGUCGGGACUCAAUUGGGUAUUCUUUCACUUUGGGCUCCUACAAAAGGUCUUUUGGAUCAUGUAGAUCGUAUACCCGGUCAUCCUGCUAGUGUGGAUACGAUGUGCACUUUGGAUGAUGAUACAAUCUUGACCGGAUCUUCCGAUGGAUUGGUACGUGUUGUACAAAUAUUACCACACAAACUUUUGGGUAUCGUUGCUGAUCAUGGAGGAAUGCCGGUUGAGCGGAUCGCCAGAUGUGGAAAUUGGAUGGCUAGCAUUGGGCAUGGGGCUGAGAUCAAACUUACUGACUUGGCACCUCUUCUCGAGGAAGACGGGGACGAAGAUGAU
Molecule: messenger RNA, 1076 nt
Organism: Meira miltonrushii
Lineage: Eukaryota; Fungi; Basidiomycota; Exobasidiomycetes; Exobasidiales; Brachybasidiaceae
Product: WD40 repeat-like protein
Exons: 3
Molecular function (GO): protein binding
Source: RefSeq, a predicted model, not a curated record